Messenger RNA from Nicotiana tabacum (common tobacco), 821 nucleotides. NCBI's taxonomy places the organism in Eukaryota, Viridiplantae, Streptophyta, Magnoliopsida, Solanales, Solanaceae. The record is from RefSeq and is a predicted model, not a curated record.
UUUAAUGACCAAAAAAAAAAAAAGAGUAGGAGUAAUGAUUUCUUACUUUUAUUAUCACCAAACACUGCGUUAAAUGCUGGCCUCGCCGUCCUCCAUCUCCGGCGAUGAUUCCUCUGACUUCCACUUCAGCAGUACUUAUUCCGACUCCUCCAAAAUCCUCACUUUUACCAACUCUCCAACCUGGCCUCCGCAAAAAGCUAAAUCUGAGAAAUGGAACUAAUUGCAAGUGCAGGGCAGAGUUUGCAAAUAACGACGCUACUAUUGCCGUGGCUAUCGGUGUCUGCGUUCUCAGCUCGUUGGUUUUCCCGAGUCCGACUAAUUACUCGGAGCCGGAUGACGACGACGGUGAGUCCGUGAUUGAUUCUGGUGAUGCGAGGUUUACUGUGAUGGCAAUUAUCAGCUUAAUUCCGUAUUUUAAUUGGUUGAGUUGGGUUUUCGCGUGGUUGGAUACUGGGAAACUGCGUUAUGCUAUUUUUGCUCUUGUGUAUUUGGCUCCAUAUGUAAGAUCCAAUCUCUCUUUAUCUCCUGAAGAUAGCUGGCUACCAAUUGUUAGCAUCCUCUUGUGCAUCUUCCACGUUCAGGCCGAUACAAAUGAUCAAAAAAACUUAUUGCCUCCUCCACCACAGGAGGAGAAGAUAAGCAGGUCCAUAAUUUCCACAAGGCCGCCGCCUGACUUGAAUGAAGAUGGAGAUGAUCAUACUCCUCUUUAAGUACUAUGAUAUGAUAUGGUAUGAUAUUCAAAUUGCAACUAAUUCUAGCAGAUCUUGAUCUAAAUCCUUUUAGUCGAAAUUAAGAGACUCGAGCAUCACUUUUGCUAGUCA